AUGGGCUCCGCAGCUCGCGCCGUGCUCCGCAUCACCACCAUCACCACAGCCUUCACCAUGAACUUCACCCCCCGACGCUGCAUCGGAACAACGCCAUACCUCGCCCGCAGCAACGCCCACCCCAACGAAGACACCAUGGCCGGUGGCGAGCCUCUCGCUAGCACUGCACGCAGCACGCCCUCCAAGCCGAAGAUCUUCAACUCGCGCAUGCCCGGCGAUGGUGAGGCCAAGCACCUAACCGAAGAACAGAAGGAGGAGGUCGAAGUGCAUAACCGCGGUUUCAAAAAUAAGAACGAACGCGGGCAGACGGCAGAGGACGACAAGGUGAACAAGAAAUUUUGGAAAGGUUGA
This is a messenger RNA of Beauveria bassiana ARSEF 2860, 351 nucleotides long. RefSeq lists its product as uncharacterized. Bases 1 to 351 code for a protein of 116 amino acids. The record is from RefSeq and is a predicted model, not a curated record. The transcript has a single exon. NCBI's taxonomy places the organism in Eukaryota, Fungi, Ascomycota, Sordariomycetes, Hypocreales, Cordycipitaceae.